UCAUACCUUGCCACCUUCUACGUCAAUAAAUCAAUCGGCUCUGAACUGAAUUGCACUUCUUUUCUGUCUAUUAUUCUUGGCAUAAUCUUCUUCGUCACUGUUAUCUGUGAUCUUUGCUAUCGAAUGAGCAAAAUAAUAUCAUGUCUAAUCAUGGGCGACAAGUCCGUCUCCUGUAUAAAGUCAUUUUAAAAUUAAAUAGAGGUUUACCACCUGCUUUAAGCGAAUUGGGCAAUACCUACGUCAAGGAAGAAUUUAAGAAACACAAAAACUGUGACGCUGAUCAAGCUAAAAUUUUCAUGACAGAAUGGACGUGCUAUGCCGUUGACUUGUCCAACCAGCUGGGAGUUAAAGGUAUCAAGGAAGGCUUGAAAGGUCUAGGCAAAUCGUUGACAGAAGAUGAGUUGAAUAAGUUCAAUGAUGAUCAAAUAUUACAGUUGCAUGAAUUACUGUAUGCUGCAAAAUCGAAGGACGUUGAGUGAAUAAAAAGUUAAAUGAUCCUGUUCCUUUAGGAGAGUUGUACAUAACACAAUACUUUUUCAAAACAACAUAAUGAAUAGUAACAUUUAUCCUUCCAUACUUGCUAGGUGUUUCAGAAAAGAUUAGGUGAAUAAAUUUUCUCAAAAAUAA
This is a messenger RNA of Coccinella septempunctata (seven-spotted ladybird), 627 nucleotides long. It is a transcript of the gene Sdhaf3, whose product is annotated as succinate dehydrogenase assembly factor 3, mitochondrial. The transcript is spliced from 2 exons. NCBI's taxonomy places the organism in Eukaryota, Metazoa, Arthropoda, Insecta, Coleoptera, Coccinellidae. Gene Ontology annotation, cellular component: mitochondrial intermembrane space; mitochondrion. The coding region runs from base 141 to 479 and encodes 112 amino acids. Gene Ontology annotation, biological process: mitochondrial respiratory chain complex II assembly; succinate metabolic process. The record is from RefSeq and is a predicted model, not a curated record.